UAGGUAUAUUCCGUAGGGGAUUGCAGUUCGAUGUGUAGAUCACGGGGUUCUCUUGUUUGUGUUAGCAAAGGAGCUAGAUCCCUUCAGUAGUUUGAUUGCUUGGAAUAGAAGGGGAAGAGCCAGCAAAGAUCAUGCCAAGCAAGAGCACCAAAACUUCGACAGCAGCCCCUCGGAAAGGCAGAGAGCCCUUAGAGGAGUCCGUCAGUGACAUGGAAGUGGAAAACGAAGGAGACAGGCAGCUUGGCCAAGUACCUCCGCAAGCAGUCUCAACUGAGGUGGUAGAUAAUCGAAGUUUAGAAGAGAUUUUGGGUAGCAUCCCUCCUCCCCCACCUCCAGCAAUGACCAACGAAGCUGGUGCUCCUCGUCUCAUGAUAACUCAUAUUGUAAACCAGAACUUCAAAUCCUAUGCAGGGGAGCAAAUUUUGGGACCUUUUCAUAAGCGUUUUUCAUGUAUUAUUGGGCCAAAUGGCAGUGGAAAAUCCAAUGUCAUUGAUUCAAUGCUUUUUGUGUUUGGGUAUCGAGCACAGAAAAUCAGAUCCAAAAAACUCUCUGUGCUGAUCCAUAAUUCUGAUGAACAUACGGACAUCCAGAGCUGUUCUGUGGAAGUCCACUUCCAAAAGAUCGUUGACAAGGAAGGAGAUGAUUACGAAGUUAUUCCUAACAGCAAUUUUUGUGUAUCUAGAACUGCCUAUAGAGAUAAUUCCUCUGUCUACCACAUCGAUGGAAAGAAAAAGACAUUCAAGGAUGUUGGUAUUCUUCUGCGAAGCCAUGGGAUUGAUCUGGACCAUAACAGGUUCUUAAUUUUACAGGGGGAAGUUGAGCAAAUCGCGAUGAUGAAACCGAAAGGCCAGACUGAACAUGAUGAAGGCAUGCUGGAGUACUUGGAAGACUUAAUAGGAUCUGCCCGACUCAAAGAUCCCAUCCAGACUCUGUGUCGCAGAGUGGAGAUGUUAAACGAACAGAGGGGAGAGAAGUUAAAUAGAGUCAAAAUGGUGGAAAAAGAAAAGGAUGCCUUGGAAGGGGACAAGAAUAAAGCCAUUGAGUUUCUGUGUUUGGAAAACAAAAUGUUUAAAGAAAAGAAUCGCAUCUCUCAAUACUAUAUCCAUGACCUAAAGAAACGAGUAAAUGACAUGGAAAUGCAGAAAGAAAAAAUUAACGAACAAACCAAAGACAUUAAUGAGAAGAGUAGCAAGCUUGCAGAUGACAUGAAAGCCAAGAACAAAGCUUUGAAAGAACUUGAAAAGAAGCUCAGUAAAAUUACAAAGUUCAUAGAGGGAAAUAAAGAAAAAUUCACGCAGUUGGAUUUGCAGGAUAUUAAAGUAAGGGAAAACCUAAAACAUGCCAAAGGCAAGGCUAAAAAACUGGAGAAGCAACUUCAGAAGGACAAAGAAAAGAUAGAAGAAUUGAAAAAUACGUCUUCCAAAAGUGAAACUGCAAUCAGCGAAGCGACAUCUAAGAAAGAGCUGCUUGAAAAGUCAAAGGAGAAGGAAGAAGCAAAACUCAAGCAGGUUAUGGACAGCCUUAAGGAAGAAACACGAGGACUUCAGGAAGAGAAAGAGAGCAAAGAGAAAGAGCUGAUGGAGUUCAGUAAAGCGGUGAACGAAGCCUGUUCCAAGAGGGACGUGGCCCAGUCAGAGCUCGACAUCUAUCUCAGCCGUCACAACACCGCCCUGUCGCAGUUAAAUCAGGCAAAGGAGGCUCUGACGACGACUUCAGAAACUCUUAAGGAAAGGAAAGCCGCUAUCAAAGAUAUAGAAAUAAAGUUACCCCAGGCUGAAAAGGAAUUGAAGGAGAAAGAGAAGGAGUUUGAGAAGCUGGUAAAAGAAGAGUCGGACGUUACGAACUUCGUACGAAACCUCCGUCAAAAAGUAGAAGAAGCCAAAAGCUCUUUCGCACAAAGUCGCAGCCGAGGAAAAGUGCUUGAGGCUCUGCUUCAGCAGAAGAAAUCAGGCAAUAUUUGUGGACUGUAUGGAAGACUGGGAGACCUGGGAGCGAUCGAGGGGAAGUACGAUGUCGCUAUUUCGUCGUGUUGCGACGCGUUGGACAACAUCGUUGUCGAUACGAUCGACACCGCGCAGAGAUGUGUGAAUUUCCUAAAGGCAACCGGAAUCGGAGUCGCCACGUUUAUAGCCCUGGACAAAAUGACUCUAUGGGAAAAAAAAGCUCAAAAGAUUUCAACUCCUGAAAAUACUCCUCGGUUAUUUGAUCUGGUGAAAGUAAAAGACGAGAAGGUUCGCCUGGCGUUUUACUUCGCGCUGCGUGACACUCUGGUAGCCAAUAGCUUGGAGGACGCUACCAGACUAGCGUUCCAAAGAGAUAAAAGAUGGAGGGUGGUAACGCUGCAAGGACAAAUCAUCGAGCAGUCAGGAACCAUGACUGGUGGGGGAGGCAGAGUAAUGAAGGGCAGAAUGGGUUCCUCCGUCGUCAUGGAUGUUUCAGAAGAAGAGGUCAGUAAAAUGGAAUCUCAGCUGCAGAAGGAUUUGAAAAGAGCAGCACAGUGCGGGGAGCAGAAAUUACAACUUGAAGAAGCCAUAAGAAAACUGAGCCAAGAUAUUCGGGAAAUGAGAAAUACUUUAGAAAAGUACAGAGCAAGUCUCCAGCGUUUAUCUGAACAAGAAAUUCAUCUAAAAAGCCAAGUUAAGGAACUUGAAGCCAACGUCAUCGCUGCUGCCCCAGACAAAAACAAACAGAAGGAGUUGGAGAAAGUCCUUAAUAGUUAUAAAAAAGAUUACGACUGCGUUGCCGAGAAAGCCGGUAAAAUAGAAACCGAAGUGAAACGCUUACAUAACCUCAUCUUUGAGAUCAACAACCAGAAGCUUAAAGCCCAACAAGACAAACUCGAUAAGGUCAACAAAGAAAUAGAUAAUUGCGCUUCAGCCAUCACCAAAGCCCAAGUGGCCAUCAAGACCGCGGACAGAAACCUGAAAAAAUCCGAAGAGUCCCUUCUUCGCACGGAGGAGGAAAUUGAAGCUACUGAGAAAGAAAUUAAAAACUUAACACGAGAGCUGACCACCCUAGAAGAGAAAGCCACCGAGGUUAUAAACGAAUGCAAGCAGGCUGAGGAUGCGUUGCCAGCAACUCAGAAAGAGCAUCACGAUUUACUCCAGGAGAUUAAAGCUAUUCAGGACGAUGAACAUGCACUUCAAAAGGAAGCUCUUAAUGUUAAGCUGAAAAUUGAACAAAUUGACGGUCAUAUUUCUGCACACCAGUCAAAGAUGAAGUACUGGCAAAAAGAGAUAUCAAAACUAUCGCUGCACCCCAUAGAUGAUAAUCCACCUGAAGAACUUCCAGUGCUGAGUCAAGAAGAACUUGAGGCCAUCGAGGAUCCGGACGUUAUCAGGAAUCAGAUCGCUCUGCUGGAAGCCCAGUGUCACGAAAUGAAACCCAACCUCAGCGCCAUUGCAGAGUACAAGAAGAAGGAAGAGCUGUAUUUGAAACGCGUGGCUGAGCUGGAUGACAUUACCAAUGAGAGAGACAACUUCAGACAAGCUUUUGAAGAUCUUAGGAAACAAAGGCUAAAUGAAUUUAUGGCCGGAUUUAAUAUGAUAACAAAUAAACUGAAGGAAAACUACCAGAUGCUGACUUUGGGAGGAGAUGCCGAGUUAGAACUUGUGGACAGUCUGGAUCCCUUCUCUGAAGGAAUCAUGUUUAGCGUUCGGCCUCCCAAGAAAAGUUGGAAGAAGAUAUUUAACUUAUCGGGAGGAGAGAAGACUCUUAGUUCCCUGGCUCUGGUUUUUGCUCUUCACCAUUACAAGCCAACACCACUUUAUUUUAUGGACGAGAUUGACGCAGCACUUGACUUCAAAAACGUCUCUAUUGUAGCGUUUUACAUAUAUGAGCAAACCAAGAACGCGCAGUUCAUCAUCAUCUCCCUGCGGAACAACAUGUUUGAGAUUGCAGACAGAUUGAUCGGCAUUUACAAGACUCACAACACCACGAAAAGCGUGGCCACAAACCCCAAAGUCAUCGCAGCCAAAGGACUGGCUGAACUCGCUGCCCCGGGUGCUGUAUAGCCCAGAAAUAGAGCGGAA
Messenger RNA from Apaloderma vittatum (bar-tailed trogon), 4031 nucleotides. It is a transcript of the gene SMC4, whose product is annotated as structural maintenance of chromosomes 4. Gene Ontology annotation, molecular function: protein binding; ATP binding; ATP hydrolysis activity. The coding region runs from base 132 to 4013 and encodes 1293 amino acids. The transcript is spliced from 23 exons. The record is from RefSeq and is a predicted model, not a curated record. Lineage: Eukaryota; Metazoa; Chordata; Aves; Trogoniformes; Trogonidae. Gene Ontology annotation, biological process: mitotic chromosome condensation. Gene Ontology annotation, cellular component: chromosome.